This is a messenger RNA of Panthera uncia (snow leopard), 1224 nucleotides long. It is a transcript of the gene TCEA3, whose product is annotated as transcription elongation factor A3. The record is from RefSeq and is a predicted model, not a curated record. Gene Ontology annotation, cellular component: nucleus. Bases 118 to 1224 code for a protein of 368 amino acids. Gene Ontology annotation, molecular function: nucleic acid binding; zinc ion binding. Lineage: Eukaryota; Metazoa; Chordata; Mammalia; Carnivora; Felidae. The transcript has 11 exons. Gene Ontology annotation, biological process: transcription elongation by RNA polymerase II; DNA-templated transcription.
CCCCCGCAGGCGUGUGUGUCGUGUGGGUUUGGGGCCCCGCGCGGUUGCGCGCGCCCUCGGCCUUUGCGCCUCCCGCAGCCCCGGCGCCCCUCGCCCCGCUGGGCGUCGUGCGCCAGCAUGGGCCAGGAAGAGGAGCUGCUGAGGAUCGCCAGAAAGCUGGAGAAGAUGGUGGCCAGGAAGAACACGGAAGGGGCCCUCGACCUUCUGAAGAAGCUGAACAGCUGUCAGAUGUCCAUCCAGCUACUCCAGACAACCAGGAUUGGAGUCGCCGUUAACGGGGUCCGCAAGCACUGCUCAGACAAGGAGGUGGUGUCUUUGGCCAAAGUCCUCAUCAAAAACUGGAAGCGGCUGCUGGACUCCCCUGGACCCCCCAAAGGAGAAAAAAGAGAGGAGAGAGACAAAGCGAAGAAAGAAAAAGGGCUUAACUCUUCUGAUUGGAAGCCAGAGGCAGGCCUUUCUCCACCAAGGAAAAAACGGGAAGAUCCCAAAGACAGGAGAGACUCUGUGGACUCCAAGUCAUCAGCCACCUCCUCUCCAAAAAGGCCAUCGAUGGAAAGAUCAAACAGCAGCAAAUCGAAAGCAGAGACCCCCAAAACACCCACCAGCCCCUCGACCCCCACCUUUGCCCCCUCCAUCUGCCUCCUGGCACCCUGCUAUCUCACAGGGGACUCGGUGCGGGACAAGUGUGUGGAGAUGCUCUCAGCAGCCUUGAAGGCCGAAGAUGAUUACAAGGAUUAUGGAGUCAAUUGUGACAAAAUGGCAUCAGAAAUCGAAGAUCAUAUCUACCAGGAGCUCAAGAGCACGGACAUGAAGUACCGGAACCGGGUACGCAGCCGGAUCAGCAACCUCAAGGACCCCAGGAACCCCAGCCUGAGGAGGAAUGUGCUCAGCGGGGCCAUCUCUGCUGGGCUCAUUGCCAAGAUGACGGCAGAGGAAAUGGCCAGUGAUGAGCUGAGGGAACUGAGGAAUGCCAUGACCCAGGAGGCUAUCCGUGAGCACCAGAUGGCCAAGACUGGCGGCACCACCACUGACCUCUUCCAGUGCAGCAAGUGCAAGAAGAAGAAUUGUACCUACAACCAGGUGCAGACACGCAGUGCUGAUGAGCCCAUGACUACCUUUGUCUUAUGCAAUGAAUGUGGCAAUCGCUGGAAGGUCUGUAUGUCUUGUCUGGUACAGAAUAGAGACAUGUUCAGUGACUGUGGGCCUCGCAAUGCCUUUAAGUAG